CGCCAACCUUUGCCUCGUCCAGAACGGCCUGAGAGCGGCGGCGCACAAGCGGGGACGGCAAGUCCGAGGACGGCCACGACGACGCGGCCUUCUCUCCGUUAAACCAUGACAGCACAGACCAAGAAGAGGGGUGUCGGGGAGAGUGGAAAUGGUGGAAUUGGUACGGCCCUCGCUGGCUUCGUAUCAAACAAUGAGGAUUUGGGCCCCAUUGUGCGGCAUGCUUUCGAGUCUGGGAAGCCAGAGGCUCUCUUCCACAACCUCAGGGGUAUCGCGAAGAGAAAGGAGGUUGAGAUUGAGGAACUUUGUAGGCUUCACUACGAGGAAUUCAUCCUCGCGGUUGAUGAGCUGCGUGGGGUGUUAGUCGAUGCUGAUGGGCUCAAGGCUGCUCUGUCGGGAGAGAAUCUCCGCUUGCAGGAGGUUGCUAGCGCCUUACUGCUGAAGCUCGAUGAGCUUCUCGAGUUGUAUGCCGCGAAUAAAAAUCUUGGGGAAGCGCUGGCGACAUUGAAAAUAUGUCUGCAGAUCACCAGUCUCUGUCAGGUGUGCAACAGGGACAUUGCUGGGGGCAAGUUUCACACUGCAUUGAAGACUUUGGAGCUGAUUGAGAAGGACUACCUACAAAAUAUUCCUCUGAAGCCUCUUAAAAACGUUGUUCAGAAACAAAUACCAAUGAUGAAACUGUACAUCGAGAAGAAAGUUUCAGGUGAGUUUAAUGAGUGGCUUGUGUAUAUAAGAAAGUUCGCAAUGGAGAUUGGACAGGCCUCGAUACGCCAAGCUUCUUUGGAUCGUCAGAAAGAUGAGGGAAUGCGUGCCCGGCAGAGGGAAGCAGAAGAGUGUAGUCGUGUCGGGUUUGAUGAGCAUGCUUAUGCCUUGGAUGUGGAGUACAUAGAUGAGGAAUCAACACUAGAGUUUGAUCUUACACCAGUAUAUCGAGCAUACAACAUUCACAUAUGCCUUGGCCUUGGGGAGAAGUUUCGAGAAUAUUACUGCAGUAACAGGCUCAUGCAGCUUAACUUGGACAUGCAAAUUUCUACAGCACAACCUUUCCUCGAGUCCCACCAGCACUUCCUUGCUCAGGUAGCUGGGUUUUUUAUUGUUGAAGACCGUGUUCUUCGAACUGCAGAGGGACUUCUAUCUGAGAGCCAGGUUGAGACAAUGUGGGAAGCAUCUAUUUCUAAGGUCACAACUAUUUUAGAGGAACAGUUCACUCGCAUGGAUGCUGCUAACCACCACCUCCUUGUAAAAGAUUAUGUCUCUCUUCUGGCUGCAACCAUGAAGAAGUAUGGAUAUCAAGCCACAUCUUUGUUUGAAGUUCUUGAAAAAAAUAGGGGCAGAUAUCAUGAGCUGCUUGUUUCUGAUUGUCGGAAGCAGAUACAAGCUGUCUUUGCUAAGGACUCGUAUGAAAGGAUGGUUAUAAAGAAGGAAAAUGAGUACAACAUGAAUGUCACAGCAUUACAACUUGAGCCCAUUCAGGUAGUCCCUGAUUUGCCAUAUGUUGCUCCAUUUUCCUCUUCAGUUCCUGGUGUUUGCCGUAUUGUGCGUUCUUUUAUUGAGGAUUUGGUAAGCUACUUGUCGUAUGGUGUAAUGAUGAACUCCUAUGAUGUGGUCAAAAGAUACCUAGAUAAACUUUUAAUUGAGGUACUAAAUGAUGGUCUCCUGAAAUCAAUACAUAGUGGUAGUUUGGAGAUUGCACAGCUGGUACAGAUUGCCGGAAAUAUUGCUACUCUUGAGCGGUCAUGUGAUACAUUCCUCAUGCAUGCUGCCCAGCUUUGUGGUCUUCCUAAGCGGCUUCUUGAGAAGCCUCAUUCUGGUUUGACUGCUAGAGCUGUCCUCAAAGCCUCCCAAAAUGCAGCGUUCAAUGGAUUAAUAACCUUGGCUAAUUCCAAGAUCGAUGAAUUUAUGUUGCUGUUGACCAGCAUCAAUUGGACAGCAGAGGAAGCUCCAGAACAUGCAAAUGACUACAUGAAUGAAGUCCUCAUCUACCUUGACAUGGUAGUAUCGACUGCACAACCGGUUUUGCCGAGGGAGAUCCUCUUCAAGGUCGUUUCUGGUGCACUCAGCCACAUCUCGGACUCUAUAAUAACAGUAAUUCUCAGUGACAGGGUGAAAAGGUUCAGUGUCAAUGCUGUUGCAGGUAUUGACAUUGACCUGAGGUUGUUAGAAGAGUUUGCAGAAGACAGAUUUCACAGCACUGGGUUGUCGGACCUUAGAAAGCAAACAAGUUUCAAAGAUUGCCUAGUCGAAAUUAGGCAGCUGACCAAUCUUUUGCUCAGCAACCAGCCCGAGAGCUUCAUGAAUUCUGCAAUCAGAGAGAAGAAUUAUGGGUCCUUGGACCAGAAGAAGGUAGCCAUCAUCUGUGACAAGUUCAGGGAUGCUCCAGACAGUUUGUUUGGGAGCCUUUCAAGUAGAAACAUGGUGCAGAAUGCUCGAAAGAAGUCCUUGGAUGUGUUAAAGAGAAGGCUGAAAGAUUUUAGCUGAGAUUAGCUAUGUUGCAUCUAAAAUGAGCGGGUACCGCUUAAGUAGAACAAUCAUAAGUGUUUGUAGUUGUUUUCCUUUGCUUUCAUUUCUGUUUUCUUGUUUUUGGAAACUUUGUUCUUCUCUUCAUGUGGAGCUAAUGUACUUUUAUGACUUGCGAUAAUGCUAAUAUCAGUGAAGAGGGAUAAAUAUCUAUUAA
Molecule: messenger RNA, 2671 nt
Organism: Lolium rigidum
Lineage: Eukaryota; Viridiplantae; Streptophyta; Magnoliopsida; Poales; Poaceae
Product: exocyst complex component SEC15A-like
Exons: 2
Coding region: 106-2475 (789 amino acids)
Biological process (GO): intracellular protein transport; exocytosis; Golgi to plasma membrane transport
Cellular component (GO): membrane; exocyst
Source: RefSeq, a predicted model, not a curated record